AUGUCUGCGGCCUGUGAUACCCCUCGUCCCUCACAGUUGACCUUGGACGAGAUUCUCAAUUCCAAGGUCAACUUCAAGCUGGAUGAAGAACCUUUGAAGGUCUGGGAUAAAGGAGUAUUCCUCAAUGAACUUCUCAAACAGGGACUUGUUCUCAACACUGACAAGACCGGCGCUCUUGAUGGUCAGCUUGUUGCCAGCAAAGGACUACAGAAGGGAACUUAUAUGGGGACCCGUCUUGCCUUGACUGAGCUGUACAGCAUUCUCGAAGAAGCUGCUGCCUCUCAUUUCGACACUCAAGGCUUUGAACCCAUCUUCCCCAUCAAGAGAGAUCUCACCCUCAAGCAGAGUCUCUACCAAUGGAGCGAUGGCAAAGACGGUUACCCUCCUCACUUGCUUACCCUCCCUCCAGAUCAAAAGUCCAGCAAGACAAAUGGCACUAAACAAGAGGGAGUCGGACAGAUCUUCAACGAAAAGGAGCAAAACUUUGUGGUCAAAAUCGCAUCCAUGGUCUCCUUCAUCAUUCCCAAGGAGCUCUCUUCCACAGACGGACCCUUUGUGGGACCUACCAUCGCCGACGUUGAAAAGUGGAACAAGGAUAACAUGCCAGGGUCCGCGUCGCAGGGCGAUGGACAGCAGAAUGGCUCUGCUAAGGAGUACCAAAGCCAGGCUAGUGACAUUAUGAAAGGCAGGAACAUCGGUGAACAUGCCGACUGGUACUCGGAUGCAAAGUUUGCACAGCAACAUCUCAGCGGUGUUAACCCGUGCACGAUAGAGGCCGCUCCUGUGGACAAGAUCAAGGCCUACGCUGUCGAAGCCGAAAAGCAAGGCCUCGACAAGAUGAAGAGCCUUCUUCAAGACGGACAGGACAUUCUGAUCCAGGAUUACUCCUACUUCCGCGAAGCCACCGGCCUCAAGGAAGAUGAUGAGUUCAAGAACACAGUCACUGACGGCACAAACACUGCUUACCGCUACACCGGCGCAUCCAUCGUUAUCUUCCAACUCCACCAAGAUGGACGUCUCCACCCACUGGCCAUCACUCUCGACUUCAAGGGCUCUCUUAAUAAGUCCGUCACCAUUUUCAACCAAAGACUCACUCCAGACGACAAGGGAGACAUUGACGAGAAAGAAGAUUGGCCUUGGAGAUAUGCCAAAACCGUUGCCCAAACCGCCGACUGGGCAAGACAUGAGGUUGCCACCCAUCUUGUCGAUACGCACAUGAUCGAGGAAGCAAUUAUCGUUGCCACCAACCGAACUAUCCCCGAGCGUCAUCUAUUGUACGAGAUCCUCAGCCCACAUUGGUUUAGAACUCUUGCUCUCAACGAGGCUGCCCGUAUGCUACUCGUUCCUCUUGUCAUCAAGAGAGUUUCUGGGUUCAAUCCUCCAUCUCAACCUGGCGGUGUGGGCGGCGCCUUCGGGUUGGUUAACUGGUCCUGCAAGAACUUCAACUUUCAAGACAAGUACAUCCCCAACGACUUGAAGAAGCGAGGGUUCAAUUUUGAUGAAGAGAAGGGUGACAAAUACCGCAACUACCCCUACGCUUCCAACAUGCAGCUUCUUUGGGGAAUUAUUCGGGACUUUGCCAAGUCUGUUCUCGAGACGAAGUACAAAUCGGACAAUGAUGUAACGAGCGACCCAUACAUUGCGGAUUGGUGCAAGGAGAUCCAAACCAGUGGCCAGAUUCCUUCCUUCCCAACCAUUACCACUGUGGACCAACUCAUCGACGCUGUCACCAUGUGCAUCCACACAGCAUCGCCCCAGCACACCGCAGUCAACUAUCUCCAGGACUACUACUAUAGCUUCGUUCCCUCCAAGCCCCCCGCCCUCUGCACUCGUCUUCCCCAGGACCUCAAGACCCUGCAAACCUACACCGAGAAAGAUCUCACCGACGCGCUCCCCAUUGGUACCAAGGACGCCAAAUGGAAGGACUGGCUGCUAGCUGCCCAACUGCCAGAGCUGCUGAGCUUCAAGGUCGAGGACCGCUACAACCUCCUCACUUAUGCCAACUCGCUGUACACUGUCAACAAGGACAGAACGAGCUGCGAGAAUAGCGAGAUGCAUUCUCAGGCUAUUAGUAAAGCGGCCGAGGUCUUUUACAGCCGUCUCAAGAAUGCUGGCCUUGCGUUUGAGUAUUACUCUGCGAUCCAGACAGAGGGUUCAAUUGAGUAUCCUGUCAUGCAGCCUGAGGUUACUGCUGUUUCAAUUCUGAUCUAG
Molecule: messenger RNA, 2211 nt
Organism: Fusarium sp. VM40
Lineage: Eukaryota; Fungi; Ascomycota; Sordariomycetes; Hypocreales; Nectriaceae
Source: the annotation of a GenBank genome assembly